This is a messenger RNA of Cutaneotrichosporon oleaginosum, 903 nucleotides long. RefSeq lists its product as uncharacterized. Lineage: Eukaryota; Fungi; Basidiomycota; Tremellomycetes; Trichosporonales; Trichosporonaceae. The record is from RefSeq and is a predicted model, not a curated record.
CUGGUCAAGCUCAUGGAGGCAAUCCAGCCUCUGGGAAAGAAGAUCUUCAACGCCCUUCAGCAAGUUGACCCAAAGGCCUGCUGGCGACUUGACCGGUGAGUGUCAUCGCGCUUGGACGCGCUUACUUCAGAGUCAAUAAGAUGCUUCGCCUACAUUGGCUCCGCACCACAGGCAAGCCCAUGCCUAUGCACCUCCAGACAGGCUUCUACCCCUCCAUUGCCAUCAAGGUGGGCUCUGCCUCUGGUUGCCACGUUGACCGGGGCAAUUGUCCCUUCAGCUACACAGCUGUGGUAGCACUCCCCCUCCAGCACGGCUUCUCUGGUGCUGAGAUGUUCAUCCCCCAGCUCAACGUGGCAGUUGCCAUGGAGGAGAGGGACCUCCUGGUCUUCCCUGCAUCACGCUACCGCCACAUGAAUUUUCCAUGUGACAAUGGCCAGAACCGCCUCGCCAUCACCUGGUUCAUGGGCAAUGAGCUUGUUAAAUGGGCAGAGCGUUACGACAUGCCCCUCUUCCUAAGUGGGCCCAGGCUCCACAGUGGUGAAGUGCCUUGCACUGGCCACUAUGUAAGUCCCAGUGAUGAGGAGGACAAAUAUGCGGCAGACAACUAGGAUCUUUCGUAUUACAAGUAUGUAUAGCAUAUUCCUCUCCAGUUGUAAACAACAAUAGCGUCAACAUGUCACAGGUUGAUCGCGGGAAGUAGCGGACUCCGCUUCAGGCCGCAAAGAAUGGAGCCACCCGCGAAUUUUCAGCCCUUCCAGUGAGCGCUCUUGGGAUUAGACCUGGAGCGGGACGAUGUGAGCGUCGGCGUGCACCACGGACGCCCAUCAGUACGAUUCCGACGCCGUACUCAAGAUGGUCGAGCUGAGCGUCGUGUUUGCUGACGAUCGAGGACGCAUCAUCAGU